Xyrauchen texanus (razorback sucker) is the source of this 5289-nucleotide messenger RNA. RefSeq names its product fibrinogen-like 2b (gene fgl2b). NCBI's taxonomy places the organism in Eukaryota, Metazoa, Chordata, Actinopteri, Cypriniformes, Catostomidae. The coding region runs from base 15 to 4031 and encodes 1338 amino acids. The transcript has 2 exons. The record is from RefSeq and is a predicted model, not a curated record.
CCACACAGGACACAAUGUGGAUUGCUGUGAUGUACUUUUGGGGGGCCCUGUUAGCAUAUUCGGCGUGUGACAGCUGCCCAGAGUCCGAGGACACUGCUUCAUGGGUCAAGCUGAAGCCCCUUGAGCACUGCCGGGAUGAGGAGACCUUUUGCCCCUACCAAAUCACCCUCCCCCCUCUCUCUAUCCAGUUGCCCAGGCCCUUUAAGGAGCUGGAGAAGAUGGCCAAAGAGCUACAGAACCUAAAGGAGGCAGUGAACCAGCUGAGGAGGGACUGUCAGGAGUGUAAGCACAAAAAGAGUGCCGAGAGGUGUGGACAAAAGGACCAGAGUGAGCAAGGGGAGGCAAUGAGAGCUCAAAGUCCAAGGCAUAACGUCACCAUUAUGGACAGACAAAGUGACAUUCCCAGUGGAGAACAAGUGGUCCAGAUCGUCACAUCAACCUUAGGAGACACACUAAGUGAGAGAAACAUCAGAGUUGGUAUGAAGAGGCUGGAUCCCGCCAUUUUGGAAAGACAAGGAUGGACCAUUGACAGAAGGACUGAUGUAGACCAAGGAACCACCGAUCAGAGGUCUGAGAUGAGCAGAGAAGUAAAAAUAUUAAAUCCAUCCCUUUCAGGAACACCAGAGGACAUAUAUAAGGCAAAAGAGGUGGCUUCACCUACAACUGAUCAACUAGGCGAAUCAAUUGAACCCUCCCUUCCUAGAAAUCAAGAUGACAUACAACCCAUAACCCAUGGGAAACAGCAGUUGAACAUUCUCAAGGAUGGCAAUGUAAAGAACAUCAGUGGCAUCCUGUCAGUAAGAAGGAGGGAGCAGAAUGUGCUGUAUAAGAAUGGAUUAAGCAGUAUUUCAGGUAAUGCCAACACUAAGACAAUGGAUUUAGGCCCAUCAUCUGAGAACAAAAGGGUCAUAAACUUUCCUGGAGUAGGUGGAGAGCUGAGACCAAAGACAUAUGUAAACAGCAGAGGUGCCAAGUUAAGAAAUGAGGACAGAUUGAAGAACCCUACAGUGUUGAGGAAGCCAAAUCCACAAGCUGGGGACAGGACAGUAAAGAUUGGGUCUAGAAGGACUAGAUUGUCCUCAGUGGGGACUGCCAUUAUGCAGGUAAAAGAAACAAACCCUUAUAUAGCAGACACAAACCCUGGGACAAGCAGUGGACUAACCCCAUCAACUGACAACCAAAAGAUUGAAAACAAACAAGAUGCAAGCAGGGUUCUUACUUCAACAAUAGACUACAGACAAGGCCUGAAAGAUGCAAGCCAAGUAACUAUUGUUGAGGUAGAAAGCUCCAGAAAGCUAAACAAGUCUGAGAUUGCAACUAAAUUGAGAAAAGUAUACCAAGGUGACAUGAAUCAAAAAACAACAAAUAAAUCAAUCUCUAGUGUUAUGGACAGAGAUGAACAGCCAAACAUGGUUAAAGAAGAGAAUGAACAUGUGGGAUUUAAUGUAAGUCUCGUAAUUACAAGUAACGAGGCAAAGAAUAGUACCAAAGCAAGCAGAGCAGACUCAUCCUCUCCACAAAGACAGGUUGACAAUGAAAGGUUUUUAAACCCAAUUAAAGAAACAGAAACUGUACAAAGGGAACAAAAUAUUUUGGAUAGGGUUAAUAGCUCUUUAAAUGCAAUGGAAGGUAAUCCAUUGGCUUCAGAUCUUAAAGAUCAGAGGCUAUCAGGAACGUUCACUGAUGUUGAACAUUCAGAGGCAGCCAAAGAGGAAAUCGCUUUUAACUCACUGAGUGCAAGGACUGUAAAAAAGGAAAUCUUGAGCAAUGCUAAAGCCACCUUGGAGGGAACAGAUCUUGUGAGCCCCACCCUUACCCCAACUGUGAAGAGCAGUAAAUCAACAGAUGUUCCAGUGAGUACAGCCAAUAAGACUGAAUCACUUGUAGUAGGCCAGAUAUCAAAAAUAACUUCUACACCCAGUUCAAUAUUUUCACCCAAAGCUAAAAGUGGAGAGGACGGGUUAAACAUUGCCACUUUAAACAGCAAAAGGACCAUUAGCAAGAUACAAGAACCCAGUCAAAACAAGAUGAGAUCUGUGAAAAAUAUCACACAGAGGAUGCCGAAACUCCCUAAACGUCCUGACAGACACCCAACAUCUUUGAUUCCAUUUAGAGAACCCAAACAACCCAAUGUGUUGACCAAAGUGUCAGUAAAUGGUAGUGUCUUGCUCCGUCCUAAGCUUCCCUUCUCAGGCAGAGGAAGAAAUGGCACUGGAUUGAUCAAACCAAUCUACAUAAGGAAAAGGCCAACUUUUCAAACUGUGCCUACAACAAACAAUCCAAACAGAGGUUUAAAGACAAAGGAAAGUAUGACGCCUAAAUUCAUCAGGCCUAUUGGGGCAACAUCUACUAAAGAACAGAAUCAGAACCAAGAAACUAAAGACACCAUUCAGGUGAGGGGUGCAAACGUAUUGGAGAAUCACAGGUUGGCCAUAACCAAUAUAGAGUCAAAAUCACUACCAGGGAGUGAGACUCAACAUGAAAGUGAUAUACUAGAUUUGGACACCUUUAAACACAGUAACACCCGGGUUGGAGAACACAGCAGAGAUAAACAGAUGAUCUCAAACAUGGUGAAUGGUACAGAGAACCAAAACAAAGAGGAUUUAAAAUACACUCUACAUAGUGGGGACACAAAUUCAGCUACGGGUGAAGAAGAAAACAAGCAAUUCAGCUUAGGAACUGCUGAUACCAAAGGUGAAACCCCAUUUGGAGUGGACAAGAUCAGCAGUGGGAGGAAAAUGUCAACGCCUCAACAUUUAGAACCAACUACACCCACUCUGAUGAAAGGAAUAUCAGGGGUAAAUGCAACUCCAUUCAUGACCUCCAAUGAUGCAACAGUCUCAAUUACGGACACAGACCAUGAAGAAAGAACAAAAAACAUUCCUAAACUUACAAACACUCUUGUUGAAAUAUUUAAAAACAUCAGUCAGAAAACUGCCUUGACACCCAUAAGCUUUGAAAACACCGGAGCAACAAGUGAACUGGAGCUUAUUAAACUUAAUGAAGACAGAGUGAAAGACCACUCAGGGGAGAUAUUAUCUAAUCCAAAUAGUGUGCACAAUGUCCAAGGCAAUAAUGGAGAAAAAGACACAAUCCCAGUUGUUUUGGAAAGGCUUACAAAUGUUGAAGAAAUAAAGAGAGCCAAACUGUUCUCACUUAGCCCUGAGGACACAGCUGAGGGAUUUAAAUCAAAUGCAAUCAGUGAUGAGGUAACUGAGAGAGACCAAGAAGUAAACAAGCUCCACAGCACCUGUCGUGGUGAUUGUGACACCACUCCAACCGAACGGCCUAAAACCCACAACGGGCCUCCAUUUGAUUCAGAAAGAGACAAAAGACCUGCACAGGACUGCGCUGAUUACAUAACGAAAACACGAAAGAAUGGCAUAUACAGAGUCAUGCCACGAUCAAAGAACAGCCCAUUCCAUGUCUUUUGUGAUAUGGGGUCCUCCAAUGGGGGUUGGACCUUGAUUCAGCGUCGAUUUGACGGCAGCACUAGUUUCAAUCGCUCAUGGGAUGAGUACAAGAGGGGAUUUGGUAAACUAAUGGGUGAGUUUUGGCUUGGCAAUGACAAGAUCCACUGGCUGACUAAGGCGAAAAACAUGUCAUUGCGAAUAGAACUCGAAGACUUCAAAGGGAACAAAGAAUAUGCCCUUUAUAAACACUUUUAUGUGGCCAAUGAGAGCCAACAAUACCGUAUGUCCAUUGAUGGUUAUUCUGGUACAGCUGGUAAUGCCAUGCAGUUAAGUAAGAAGUACAAUCACAACCAGAAGCUCUUCAGCACUCCAGACAGAGACAAUGACCAGUAUCCCUCUGGAAACUGUGGAGCAUAUUACAGCUCAGGCUGGUGGUUUGAUGCAUGCAUGUCUGCAAAUUUAAAUGGAAACUAUUAUAACACAAAAUACAAAGGGGUACGCAAUGGGAUAUUUUGGGGCACCUGGCACAAUAUUACAAUGGAAUAUUACCCAACAAAUUACAGAAAUUCUUUUAAGACUGUCAGAAUGAUGGUCAGACCGAAAAACUAUGUAAACUAAAACCUACAUACUAAUCCAAAAACUAUUAAUCUAAUAGUUAAGCUAAAGAAAAAUUAAGACAUCUUUUGAAUUUAUACAAUAGAAUAAAACUGCCAGUAGCUAAAAUAAAUGUAAUUGCUACUGUUAUGGCUUUACCAUUACAACAUACUUUGAGUGUCAAGACGCGGAGGAAAUUGGAGGGAAGAGAGAAAAAAAAAAGUUUGUUUAUCUAUAUUUAUUUUGAACUGCCCUCUCAUGUUUUGCCAAAUUUUGCAUUCCAUAAAAUAUAUAUCAACCUGUGCAGAUUCUGUUUUGAGAAGCAAAGUAUUAGUACUAGUAUAGUAAUAUUAGUAUUUUUGUGUAGCAUAGUGUAUUUUGUCAUGCACUUAAAACUAAUGUUUUAAGUCUGGGCCAGUGGAUAUGCCCCAUUUAAUGUCAUCAUCACAUUAUGAUAAUCAUGUUAUGUUUGAAUAUUUUUGUCUCUAUAACUUUCUAAUAUUGUUAUUGUAUGUUGUAGGAAUUUGAUAUGCUUUAUGGUUGAAAACUACAUUCUUGAGUAAAAGGUUAUUUUUAUAUACUCUAAUGAAAUAUUCAACCCUCCAAAAGAUGUUUUGUUCAGACGACUCUUUCUAAGAGGAAUCUUCAACUUAAAGAGUAAAUAAGAGUAAACCUUUAAUUACUUCAAAUUAAUCAAUCAAUCAUUAAAAAUACACAGUAAAAACCUUGGACACUUUAGAUGUGGAAAAUCAAUUAACUGCAAUUUAAAGGAAUGUUCUGGUUUCAAAGUUAAGCUCAAUCAACAUAAUAUGUGGCAUAAUGUUUUUUACAACAAAAAAUGAUGUUGACUCAUCCCACAAUUAUUUAAAAAACAAACAAAAGUUAGUUACAUUUACAAUGGAAAAGAAUGGGGCAAAUCUCUAGAUUUAUAAACAUUAAAAUACCUUAAUGUUUCAGCCACAAGAUAAACAAUACACAGUACAUGUUAACAUGACUUUAGUGUGUUAAAUUGACUUACUAACCUAAUCGGUUUUUAAAACGUCAUAUACAGUAUAACAACUUCACUGUCAUGAUGAUGCAACAGCAGUAAAUGCUGUUGUGCCAAAUUUCACAAUAAAAUCAUUUUUACAUGUAUAAUAUUUACAUAUUGUGGCUAUACAUUUUAACAGUGUAUAUUUUAACAUUUAUGGACAAGCCACAUUUACUUCCAUUUACUUACUUUAAAUGCAAUUUUUUUUUUUUCAUUGCAAAUCCUUUCUAUCAAACUAACCGGAGAAGUUAA